UCUGGCUCCGCCACUGCACCGCCCAAUAGUACAACCCCAAAUUUAUUACGAGUAUGUAUAUUGUCAACAUUUUAAUUAAUUAUUACUCCCUCCAUCCCGAAAACAACUUCCCACUUUCCUUAAAUGGAUGUCCCAAAAUUAACUUCACACUUCAAUACUUUCCUUAUUUGACAAAUUAUCUACAUAAAAAAGUGAUAAACAGUGUCAAACAGUGUUUAAACAGUGCUAAACAGUGUUUAAAUAGUGCCAAACAGUGUUUAAACAGUGCCAAACAGUGUUUAAACAGUGCAAAAUAAUGCAUUCUACAGUAAAGUCAAAUUUAUUUCCUAAAAGUGUGUGAAAGUCCACCGGGAAGUUGUUUUCGGGACGGAGGUAUAUUAUUACAAGUAAAUAUUUAGAUCACUCAUGUAUGGACUACCAAAUAUUUCCACGGCACCUAUUAGUAACCAAGCAAAGCAUGAUUGAAAUUAAACCACCGACGAAGAAGCUGCCCAUAUUAAUUACCUCGGAUCAGGUAAGUACCCAUUGCCCCGUACGCGGCAUUUACUUAUUUAUACCUCAAACUUCCAUUCAUUUACAAUUCAUACCCACCCGGCAAUAACUCCUUCUCUAUGGACCAAUUGAAACCAAGCCGCCCAAAUUCAUGUCCGUUAACGCCGUUAUCCUUCCUCCAACGGGCUUCCACCAUUUACGGCGAAUGCGCCUCCGUCGUACACAACUCCACCGUCUACACGUGGUCCGACACCUACACCCGUUGCCGCCGCCUCGCUUCCGCCAUCGCCUCCAUCCUCGGCCCUGGGAGUGGCCAUGUCGUCUCCGUCAUCGCCCCCAAUAUCCCGGCAACCUACGAGCUCCAAUUCGCCGUCCCGAUGGCCGGCGCCGUUAUCAACAACAUUAACACCCGUCUUGACGCCCGGACGAUCUCCGUGAUCCUCUCUCACGGCGAAUCUAAGGUUGUCUUCGUCGAUUUCCAGUUUUACCCUCUGGUUCUCGAGUCAAUUUCUAUGCUGCCACGUAACGGUCAACGCCCAUUGUUAGUCCUAAUCGAAGACGGUCAAGACAAAGUCAAAAUCGACAAAAAAAUUGACGGAUCCGUCUACGAUACUUACGAGGGGUUGUUGGAAACCGGAGAUUCCGGAUUCGAAUGGAUCCGACCCGCGGGAGAAUGGGAUCCGAUCACACUUAAUUACACUUCCGGCACCACUUCAUCUCCGAAGGGAGUAGUCCACUCCCACCGGUCAAUCUAUGCCAUGACCGUUGACUCUUUGAUAACCUGGUUCGUCCCGGACCGGCCGGUUUACCUGUGGACACUGCCCAUGUUCCACUCCAAUGGGUGGUGCUUCACUUGGGGCAUGGCGGCGGUCGGCGGCACCAACAUUUGCCUUCGAAAAGUCGAACCCGACACGGUCUACUCGCACAUCGAGAAGUACAACGUUACACACAUGUGCGGCGCGCCGGUGGUACUCAACAUGUUGGCCAAUUUUCCCCUAGCCAAGCCGCUCAAGUCCCCUGUCAGAUUCCUCACCGGCGGCGCUCCGCCGCCGGCGUCCGUGGUUCUACGUAUCGAAUCACUCGGAUUCAUCGUGAACCACGGGUACGGGCUGACAGAGGUCUCGGGAGUGGUGGUUUCCUGCGCGUGGAAGCCAAAAUGGAACGGGUUAACACCGGAGGAACGAGCGAGGCUGAAGGCGAGACAAGGGGUGAGGUCUCUCGGGAUGAUGGCGGUGGAUGUGGUGGAGGAGGGGUCCGGGAAGAGCGUGAAGCGGGACGGGGUCACGGUGGGGGAGAUCGUCCUCAGAGGACAUUCUAUAAUGUUGGGUUACCUUAAAAACCCCGAGGCGACCAAAAAGGCCUUGAAAGACGGCUGGUUCUAUACAGGAGACGUCGGGGUGAUGCACCCCGACGGCUACCUGGAAAUCAAGGACCGGUCGAAAGACAUCAUAAUCACCGGCGGGGAGAAUGUGAGCAGUGUGGAGGUGGAGUCGGUUCUUUACUCACACCCGACGGUGUUUGAGGCGGCGGUGGUGGCUCGGCCGGACGAGUUUUGGGGAGAAACGCCGUGCGCUUUUGUAGCUCUACACCCAAACAUCAACAAUUGCCCUGAGCGGGAGAAGCCGACCGGGAAUGACAUUAUAGAGUUCUGCCGGGAAAGGCUGCCGCAUUAUAUGGUGCCGAAAACAGUGGUUUUCAUUGAAGAGCUUCCCAAGACGUCCACCGGAAAAGUUCAGAAAUUUGAGCUGAGAGGAAUGGCGAAGAAGUUGGGGACAGUGGGCAUUAGUAGUCGAAUGUAACAAGCGACGACCCCGAUCCAAACACUCCCGUCAAUUCUUUUUUCCUUCAUUUUCUCACAUUUGUUUUUGAUCGUAUAUAUGCUAAAAUAUAAAGUUAUAAACUCAAUUGUUUGUAAUUUUUCAUACUACUAUACGACUAAUAUAUACGGAGCAAAUUGGUAAAACUAGCUAGAUGAGACUAGCACACUACUACAUUCCACUCAUUAUGUGCAAUAUUUGAGAUUGAACCGUUCAUUAUCCCGUUGGGUUGUGUCAAUUUUCCUCUUGUACUUGUCACAAAAAACUUUUGCACUUUUUUACUAAAGUAAUUAAUUUGUGAUUUUGCUCA
Cuscuta epithymum is the source of this 2619-nucleotide messenger RNA. Lineage: Eukaryota; Viridiplantae; Streptophyta; Magnoliopsida; Solanales; Convolvulaceae. The record is from the annotation of a GenBank genome assembly.